UUGUAUUAAAUUGCUCCUCCAGCACCUCCUCUCCUCAUCCUCAUCCUCCAAGCCCUCUGGUCUGUCAGCAGUUCGCUCACUGUCCAAGUCACAAGUCCAUUUUCAGCACACACUGACAACAUGCUGGGGACCCUCUGCUCUCUCGUCGCUGCUCUAACAUGUGUGGGUGGUGUGACAGUGCUGACACAGAAGCCGACUGUUGUGACGGCGAGGACGGGAGAGACAGCCACCAUGGACUGUAACCUGGGGACUGUGACUGCCGGUGCUGCUCGCUGGUACAAACAGAUUCCAGGAGCAGUCCCUCAGUUUGUACUGAGGUUUUAUCGUACUAAUAGUUCUCCAACCUAUGGUUCUGGAUUCUCCUCUCCCAAAUUCACAUCUACUCAUCAGUCGACAUCAGAUUAUCGUUUGAUCAUAAACACUGUGCAGGAGGGAGACUCUGCUGUCUACUACUGUAGCACAUGGGACGACUCUGUCAAAGAACACGUAUUCGGACAAGGCACCAAGCUGAGUGUGACAAGCUCCAGCCUCUCUCCUCCCGUCCUGACAGUCUUCCCUCCGUCCAGUGCUGAGCUCCUGUCCAACAAAGCCUCUCUGGUGUGUCUGUCCAGUCAGUCUGUGCCUUUUGCAGAUGUGACCUGGUUGGUUGGUGGGAGUCCCGUGAGCAGUGGGAUCUCCACCAGCACCGUCGUUCACCAACCGGACCAGACUUUCCAAAUCAGCAGCUAUCUGUCCAUCCAGACGUCCGACUGGAACGCGGAUAAGAUUUACACAUGUAAAGUGUCUUUGGGCUCCCAGACUUCAGAGAAACACAUCAAGAAGUCAGUCUGUAGCACUGGAGAGUAACAGAGGAGCAGAACGACCAUUUGAAACCUGCUUCUCCAGAUCAUUUUAAAGUUUAUAUGUCAGAAGAGAUGUUCCUGCUUGUAAUACGUGUUGUGGAAGUUAGUUGAAGGUGUAUCAGCUUUGCAACUGCUGCAUUCAAUUAAAAUAUUGUUCAAUAAAAAAAAGCAUUUUGUCUUGAAA
This is a messenger RNA of Scophthalmus maximus (turbot), 1026 nucleotides long. RefSeq names its product immunoglobulin lambda-1 light chain. NCBI's taxonomy places the organism in Eukaryota, Metazoa, Chordata, Actinopteri, Pleuronectiformes, Scophthalmidae. The coding region runs from base 121 to 846 and encodes 241 amino acids. The record is from RefSeq and is a predicted model, not a curated record. The transcript has 4 exons.